GGAUGCAGUUUUUGGUCUGUAAUCGAUACCCAUACCGUAUUUCUCCUAAAUAUUUGACACCCGCUUGACUUUUAGAUGUUGCCGUGAUUUAAAUAUCGACGAUAAGCGUCAUUCGAGGAUAUGGACCUCUAGAUGGCACUCUGUCCCCAGCAAUGUUGCCGAAGACAGUCUCUGGGAGUGGAAGUUUUCAUAUAUUAGGUUCCAGCCUUUGUGGUCCCCAUCUCCCUUUCAGCAGUCUACUAAAAGGCUUCAACAUGCUACGAGAGAGCUCCAAGGUGUGGAGCAACGGCUCAGAGGCCUACAGCAGCGAUCCUGAGGAGGACGAGGAGGAGGAGGAGGACAUGGUGUUUGGGGAGAAUGAUCAGGACGGCAUGGUGGAGGAGAUGAUGGAUCUGAGCGACCUUCCCACAGCACUCUUUGCAUGCAGCGUCCAUGAAGCUGUGUUCGAAGAGGACGUACACAGGGAGAGGUUCGAAGCGUUGUUUAGGAUCUACGAUGAGCAAACGACUUUCCAGAUGUUCAAAAGCUUUCGGAGAGUCCGGAUCAACUUCAGCACCCCAGAGGCUGCUGCCCGCGCUCGCAUCGAGCUGCACGAGUCAGAGUUCAACGGCAGGAAGCUGAAACUCUACUUUGCCCAAGUCCAGAAUGGCGACGAAGACAUCGACAAGUCGUACCUGGCCCCUCCCCAGCCCGUCAAACAGUUUCUGAUCUCGCCGCCUGCCUCGCCACCCGUGGGCUGGAGCCAGAGUGAGGACGCUACGCCCGUCAUCAACUACGACCUGCUGUGUGCAGUAGCCAAGUUAGGACCUGGUGAGAAGUACGAGCUUCACGCAGGGACAGAAUCCACCCCCAGCGUGGUCGUCCACGUGUGCGAGAGCGAGACGGAGGAGGAUGAGGCGGCACGGCCAAAGCAGCAGAUAGUCCAGACCAGACGUCCCGAUGGACCCCCCAAAGUCUUCAACUAGAGAGCACCCCAACACACACACACACACACCGGCGCGGCCCCCGACCGCCCCUUAAACCUGCAACACACCUGCCCUCUCUCUCUCUCGUCUCUGCACUCACAGAGAGCGUCGAUGCCCCUCAUUUCAGUUCAACUACAAGCAAAAACAAACCAACAAACAUUGCUCAAAGACGGUGUUUGUGGGGAGUGUGGCGAUGGAAUGAGGCGGCUUGAAGGGGAUGGAUGAGAAUCUCACACACACUCAUCACAUUCUGCGGACAGCGUGGGGAGUGGCGGGCACACUUGCCUCCACCCCACCAACCCCCCUGGUUUUCAGCAAGAGGGGUCAAAAUACCUGUCCCAGCGGAGGCACCUGUCACUUCUCACACACACUCAGCUCUCAUUGCUAGUCCUGCUCAGUAGCUUGCUACUUAAUUAGCUUGUUAGCCGUACCUCUCCCUUCGUCACACAGUUUUGUGUACAAUAACCUUUGGUUGAGGAUGUGCGAUACCUCUAAACAAAGACAUUUUUCUUUUCUUUU
Molecule: messenger RNA, 1484 nt
Organism: Xiphias gladius (swordfish)
Lineage: Eukaryota; Metazoa; Chordata; Actinopteri; Istiophoriformes; Xiphiidae
Gene: rcan3
Product: regulator of calcineurin 3
Exons: 5
Coding region: 153-965 (270 amino acids)
Biological process (GO): calcium-mediated signaling
Cellular component (GO): cytoplasm; nucleus
Molecular function (GO): nucleic acid binding; calcium-dependent protein serine/threonine phosphatase regulator activity
Source: RefSeq, a predicted model, not a curated record